AUGCCAACAAAGAACGUGUGGGACUCAGUAAAGAAAACUUACUGCUUAGAGGAUGCACCAUUAGAAACACAGAGGCUGUUGUGGGCAUUGUGGUUUACGCAGGCCAUGAAACCAAAGCAAAUGCUGAACAACAGUGGGCCACGAUACAAACGCAGUAAAUUGGAAAGAAGAGCAAAUACAGAUGUCCUCUGGUGUGUCCUGCUUCUGCUUGUCAUGUGUCUAACUGGUGCAUUGGGUCAUGGGAUCUGGUUGAGCAAAUAUGAAAAUGUGCUGUUUUUUAAUAUCCCUGAUCUUGAUGGACAUGUCAUAUCACCAGUGUUGGCAGGAUUCUAUAUGUUUUGGACCAUGAUCAUUCUGUUACAGGUCUUGAUUCCUAUUUCUCUCUAUGUGUCUAUUGAAAUUGUGAAGCUUGGCCAGAUAUAUUUCAUUCAAAGUGACAUGGACUUCUACAAUGAGAAAACGGAUUCCACUGUUCAGUGCCGAGCCCUGAACAUUGCUGAGGAUCUUGGGCAGAUUCAGUACCUCUUUUCUGAUAAGACAGGGACCCUCACUGAGAAUAAGAUGGUUUUUCGAAGGUGCACUGUGGCAGGAUUUGAUUAUUGCCAUGAAGAAAAUGCCAAAAGGCUAGAGUCCUAUCAGGAAACUGUCUCUGAAGAUGAGGAUUGUGCAGAUACUCUGAGUGGAUCCCUCAGCAAUGGCAAACCAAGAGCCCACAGCUGCAGGACAGUUCACAAUGGACCUUUGGGGAGCAAGCCUCAAUCAGCUUUCUGGAAGCACUUUGCAAUAGGAAGUGGAAAGGAGCCAGUGAAGUGCCUCAUUCUAGACAGGCUGCUUUCAGUAGCCCCAUCUCUAAAAAUGUGCAAUGUCUGCAUCAUGCUGGACACAGAUGUUAACGGUUCCUCAUUGUCUUUGUGGCAUUUGACCACUGCAGAUGAAGGAAGGUACAUCAUGGCUUCUUCUGCGUUCCCAAAGUGUGAACAAACAAUAGCCAUUUUCCUUGUCGACCCCCAUGGCAACAUUCUCCUCAGCACCCUGGAAAUAAGGAACGAGACAAGUGGCACCGAAGUACUCACGAGCGUGAGCGACCCCAAGGCCACCAUGUACUCAUACGACAGCGCCAGCAUCCAGUACCGCAAGCCGCUGAGCAGCCGCGAGGGCUACGGGCGCGCCCUGGACCGGCACGGGGUGCCCAGCAAGGGGCGCAUCCGCAGGCGCGCCUCCCAGCUCAAAGUCAAAAUCCCCGACUUGACUGACGUGAACUCCAUAGACAAGUGGUCCCGAAUGUUUUUUCCCAUCACCUUUUCUCUUUUUAACGUCGUCUAUUGGCUUUAUUAUGUACACUAA
This is a messenger RNA of Castor canadensis (American beaver), 1344 nucleotides long. The record is from RefSeq and is a predicted model, not a curated record. NCBI's taxonomy places the organism in Eukaryota, Metazoa, Chordata, Mammalia, Rodentia, Castoridae.